Molecule: messenger RNA, 10995 nt
Organism: Stegostoma tigrinum
Lineage: Eukaryota; Metazoa; Chordata; Chondrichthyes; Orectolobiformes; Stegostomatidae
Product: SWI/SNF complex subunit SMARCC2
Exons: 28
Coding region: 27-3602 (1191 amino acids)
Biological process (GO): positive regulation of DNA-templated transcription
Cellular component (GO): SWI/SNF complex; npBAF complex; nBAF complex
Molecular function (GO): histone binding; nucleosomal DNA binding
Source: RefSeq, a predicted model, not a curated record
UUCUCUCAGUGAAUUUGUGGUUGAAAAUGGCGGUGCGGAAGAAGGACGGAGGCCCGAAUGUGAAAUAUUUCGAGGCCUCAGAUACGGUGUCGCAGUUUGAUAAUGUGCGCCUGUGGCUAGGGAAGAAUUAUAAAAAGUACAUCCAAGCAGAGCCACCAACGAACAAAUCUCUUUCCAGUCUGGUUGUCCAGCUGUUACAGUUCCAGGAGGAGGUGUUUGGAAAACACGUAAGCAAUGCACCUCUUACCAAAUUGCCAAUGAAGUGUUUCUUAGACUUUAAGGCUGGCGGAGCUUUGUGUCAUAUUCUAGCUGCUGCUUACAAAUUUAAGAGUGACCAAGGAUGGCGACGCUUUGAUUUCCAGAACCCUUCCCGCAUGGACCGCAAUGUGGAAAUGUUUAUGACUAUCGAAAAGACACUGGUUCAGAACAACUGUUUGUCUCGACCCAAUAUCUAUAUAAAUUCAGAUAUUGAACCCAAGUUAUUGAGUAAACUGAAAGACAUCAUUAAGAGACAUCAGGGUACUGUUACUGAGGACAAGUCAAAUGCUUCACAUGUUGUUUACCCUAUUCCCAGCAGCACUGAAGAAGAAGAGUGGGUGCGGCCAAUAUUGAAGCGCGAGAAGCAGGUCCUCCUGCAUUGGGGCUAUUGUCCUGACAGUUAUGAUACAUGGAUUCCAGCCAGCGAAAUUGAGGCAUCGGUUGAGGAUCCCCCACCGACUGAGCGGCCCCGGAAGGUCCAUGCUAAGUGGAUAAUGGACACUGAUACUUUCAAUGAAUGGAUGAAUGAGGAGGACUAUGAGGUAAAUGAUGACCGGGCACCUGUUGUUCGAAGGAAAAGAAUUUCUGCCAAGACAUUAACAGAAGAGGUGCACAGCCCUGACUCGGAUCGGAGAGAUAAGAAGGGAAGCAGUCACAAGAAAAGGAAACGUUCCCCUUCUCCUUCUCCGACUCCAGACUCCAAGAAAAAGAACACCAAGAAAGGACGCAGUCCUGCCACACCAUAUGCCAAGUCAAAGCGAGGACAUCGAGAAGAGGAUCAAGAGGACCUGACCAAGGAUAUGGAUGAACCCUCCCCUGUCCCCAACGUAGAAGAGGUCACACUACCGAAAAGUGUGAACACGAAGAAAGAUUCUGAAUCAGCGCCAGUGAAAGGUGGCACUAUGACUGAUCUCGAUGAGCAAGAGGAUGAUAAUCUGGAGACAACUGGCAAGGAUGAGGAAGAUACUUCUGCUGGAAACAAAGGGGAACAAACAAAAAAUCCUGACUUACAUGAGGACAAUGUUACAGAGCAGACUCACCACAUUAUCAUACCUAGUUACGCAGCAUGGUUUGACUACAAUAGUGUCCAUGCCAUUGAACGACGUGCUCUCCCAGAAUUCUUUAAUGGAAAAAAUAAGUCCAAAACCCCAGAGAUUUACCUUGCCUAUCGUAAUUUCAUGAUUGAUACGUACCGUCUGAAUCCACAGGAGUACCUCACGUCAACAGCAUGCCGUCGAAAUCUUGCAGGAGAUGUUUGUGCGAUAAUGAGGGUGCACGCUUUUCUCGAGCAAUGGGGACUCAUUAAUUACCAGGUAGAUGCAGAAAGCCGACCGACACCCAUGGGUCCUCCUCCAACAUCACAUUUCCAUGUGCUUGCUGACACACCUUCUGGUCUGGUGCCUCUUCAGCCCAAAGCUCCACAGACAUCAGCAUCCCAGCAAAUGCUUAACUUCCCUGAUAAGAACAAAGAGAAGGCAGCAGACAUGCAAAACUUUGGAUUGCGUACUGAUAUGUAUGCUAAGAAAAAUGUUCCUUCUAAGAGUAAAGCAGCUGCUAGUGCUACACGAGAGUGGACAGAGCAAGAAACACUUUUACUGCUCGAGGCAUUGGAGAUGUAUAAGGAUGAUUGGAAUAAAGUCUCAGAACAUGUAGGCAGUCGCACGCAGGAUGAAUGUAUCUUGCAUUUCUUACGUUUACCAAUAGAAGAUCCGUACCUUGAAGAUUCUGAAGCCUCCUUAGGCCCAUUGGCUUACCAGCCAAUCCCUUUCAGUCAGUCCGGCAAUCCUGUCAUGAGCACUGUGGCAUUUCUGGCUUCAGUGGUUGACCCACGUGUGGCAUCAGCAGCUGCAAAAUCUGCAUUAGAGGAAUUUUCUAAGAUGAAGGAGGAGGUCCCUUCAGCUCUGGUGGAAGCUCAUGUAAAGAAAGUAGAAGAUGCUGCUAAAGUCACUGGGAAGGCAGAUCCAACAUAUGGACUGGAAAGCAGUGGAAUUGCAGGAACUACCCCAGAUGAACCAGAGAGAUUGGAGGAGGCUGGUGAUGAAAUGAAGUCAGAUACCCAAUCAGCAGAAGAGAAAAAAGAAACAAAGGAGAACAAAGAAGUAAUAGUGGAAGAUGAAAGUAAGGAGAAACCACCCGACUCUUCCAAAAAGGAGGAAGAUAAAACAAAAGAAUGUGAACCAGAGAAAGAAAACGAAAAAGCUGAGGUAGAAGUCGCAGACACAGAAAGGGAGAAAGAAAACAAAGAAUUCCCAGAGGAUGGAGCAAAGAAGGACGGAGAGUCAGAAACAGAUAAGAAAACAAAACUGGAGAGAGAUAUUGGUGAAGGGAAUCUGUCAACAGCAGCGGCAGCAGCAUUAGCUGCAGCUGCAGUUAAAGCAAAGCACCUUGCUGCAGUGGAGGAGCGGAAAAUCAAAUCAUUGGUAGCGCUACUUGUCGAAACACAGAUGAAGAAACUUGAAAUCAAACUCCGACAUUUUGAAGAACUUGAGACCAUUAUGGACAGAGAGAGAGAGGCAUUGGAAUACCAGAGACAACAGCUUCUCUCAGACAGACAAGCCUUUCACAUGGAGCAACUGAAGUAUGCUGAGAUGAGAGCACGGCAACAGCACUUUCAACAAAUGCAUCAACAGCAGCAACAGCAGCAUCAGCUCCCAUCUGGCCCCCAGGCCAGUCAGCAGCCAGCCAUCAUUCCUACAUCUGUGCAACCAGUACCACCUGCUACAGUUCAACAGGGAGCUGUGAAUCCGGGUUCAGGUGAUUCCAUAGCUCAGUCCAUUCCACAACAACAACAGACCCCACCAACGCAACAACAGCACCAGCAACAGCAACAGGCUCAGCCUGCCGUUCUUCCUCAUGGUCAGCCACCAUUUCCAAGUCAACAAACUCCAAAUCAACUGAUGCCCAGUAACAUGCCAGUUGGCAUGCCUGCGAACAUGUCUGGUAAUAUGGCUGCUGGUAUGCCUUCUGUUGUGCCAGCCAUUAUUGCAUGUAGCAUGGGUAGUGUCAUCUCAGAAAAUGUUCCGGCUAACCUCCCUGCUAGCAUGCCAAACCAAGUGCAUGGUCAUUUACCCAGUAGCAUGCCUGGGGGUGUCCCUGGCAACGUGUGUAUAGGGUUGCCAGGACGUUUGCCUGUAGAUCUGCCUAGCUCUGUACAUCCUAACAUACCUGGAAACAUCAUCCCACCCUCCAUGUCUCUAACUUCCACCCCAGCGUCAGCAGCUGCUCAGAGCCCUGCCAUUGUAGCCGCCAUGCAGGGGAAUACAAGUCCGUUGCAAGAGCAAGGCGCCACAAUGCAGACAGAGGUGAUGGCAACUCCAUCAGCAGCAGUUGCCCCGUCACAAUGAGGUGCAACACCUGGAGCAAGACACAGCAUUUUCUCCAGAAUGGAUAUGGUGUAUACAUGUGAAGAUCAGUUUGGGUGGAUAUGCUGAAAUGUAGUCAUUCGCAAGUUUAAUGUGGUCAAAAGAAUCAGCAAUUCUGAUCUUUAGUGGAGGUGAUUUUGGUGUCAGUAUCGUAAGAGGUGAUGUGUGCAAUGGAAAGUGACAAUGCUACACAGACCAAUGUAAAGCUCAUUCUACACAGUUACGUUAUUAUUGCUAAUGCAUAUACACCAUCCACGCUCUCGAUUUGAAAAGCAUCUGAUAUCUAAUGAAACUACCUACGUUCCAUUGCAAAUAAUACCAUACUCAUCAUUAAUUUGAGUGAGCAUGCCCCUAUUUUGUUCAAUGCUUUGGUGAAUUUUGCUGUUUUUCAUAUUGUGUCUAUUGUGAAAUAUCUUGUGCCAAUUUUGGGGGAAAUUUAAUGUUGAGAAGACAGUAACUGCCCGUGCAAAUUUUUACUUUGUUCUUGCUUUACAAUCAGCAGUUUACGUACUAAAUAAUUCUGCCUUUAGCCCUGGCUCAUUGUAUAGCAUGGUAAUAUUGUCAGGUUGGGCUAUGGCUAAGCCAAAAGUUUGGAAUUCCAAAUUCUAUCUUUGUGAGACACCAUACUUCAAGACUUUGUCUUCCAUUUUCAUUCAGAAUGUUCCAAAAUCAUUGUGUUGCAAUGUGAGAUUAGGAGUAAGGCAAAGCAGAAGGAGCUGACCAGAGAGAAUUGGUCCAGGACAGGAAGAUGUGCAAGUGGGCCCAUGACAGGAGCUUUAAAUCUGAGAUUUCAGUGUCAGCCCCCUGUGAGAAGAAGGUUUUUGGCUUAAAGGCACCUCAUUCCAGUCCUGUUUUCGAGCCUUUUCUGAUGUUGGGAAAGAGCUGGACUUAACUUUGUUGUUGAUUAGCUGGAUAUAUAUAUUAGUGUUUCACUUCCAGUUAAACCAUUUCAGUAGCAAGGGUUCUAGGCUGUUAGUCAUACCACUGAGACCUGCUGGCAGAUGACAGCAUUUCUUCUUUGUGGUGUCUGCUUAUUUGUUUUAUAGUUUCCUAAGGAUGAAGAAAACCUUAAAUUGGGAUUGUAUUGUUGCAACUUCACCCAAAAGCAGCCUAUGGGGAGAUUUGCCUGGGCCUUCACCUAGACAUUGCACCCGAGAGCACUGAACUCUGGACAGUCACUAAGCUAGCUGAGAGUUCAGAGCUAGGAAAUCUCCCCUCCUAUUUUAGGUUUUUUAAAAUCCAGGCAUCUUUUGUAACCCAUCUCCCUAAAAAUGGUGAUAUUUCAAACAAUGGAGAAUGCAUCAAAGUUGCUGAUGUCACAAUGAUUCUUUGUGUCCUGCGUAUUGUGUUGGUUGAUAAGGGUUGGUAUGUCUUGUAGCUGGUUGAAUUAGUGAUAGCUAUCAUGAUGAGAUUUGCAGUUUCCAAAUGAAAUAGGAGGCCAAUUACACUGGAUGAUGAGCCCUUUAUGGCUUUCUGGUCCAGACACCAUUGCAUUGAUUGCUGUGUGUAGAGAGGAGUCCCAAGGGAUAUCAUGUUGCUGUCAAGAAAGUUAACUUCCCAAUGAAUUUGUUUAGAAGAGAACUUUUGAGUGAAAGCUCAUGCAUGAUUCAAACUCAGUUUUUAUAUUGAAAGUAAAGUACAAUGAUUUACAUGAAGUUUUGGGUUUUUCACUCCCCUGAAAAGAAUGACAGAAGCCACUAUCCAUUUGGAUAUUUGGGUCCCUUUGUUUCAUAAUAUUUUGUUAAAAUACUGACCAUUUAGAUACCAAGAAGAAAUUGGUCACAUUGUCCUGCCCCAUAACCCUGCAGAAUAAUAAAAUUAUUGCAGAUCAAAUAUAUAAUUUCUCCACUCAUGAGAUUGGGAAAAUGUAAUGAUUUAACCUUCUACUGUUUAACCCAGAAAUGUAUCAAGCUUAAAGAUUUCUUUCUUGUGAGUUUAUUUCUAAAACAACAAUUCAAAGUUUUAAUCUAGUAAAGAGGUUAUUAGCAGAGUGACAUGAUUGUUAUUGGGUUGUAGACAUAGAAGUGCAUCCUGCUGUCCUCAUCCCAAACACAGACAUGUCCCUUGACGCAGACAGGCAUGCACGCUGGCACACUCAUUUGCAGGAACAAACAUAUCCACACAAACUGUUUAAAAUGAAUUAUCAUUUUAGGUUAGAGGAUUGUUUGCUGACCAGCCACAGUUCACACGUACAGUUACCAUAGAUCACAGCGUACAAGUCAAUCUUUGAAGUCUCUCAUUCCUUCCAAAAAUGAUGCCAACUUAUAUGUCAGGGAUAAAAUGUGAACAGCUGGCAGGUGCUUGUUGUUUUAAAAUGAGAAAAAAUUUCAAAUUAAAUCAUUGUGACAUUUUUUAUUGAAUUCAUUACUUCCACUAGGUUACCUUCAGCCAUAUUCAAUAUGUUUUUUUUUAAGCAAGAUAUUAAAUUGAUUGUCUCCAGUAUCACUGCGAGGAGAUCAUCAUUUUGGUCCGAAUCACUUCAGCUAUGGCUUUAUCAUAAGGACCCUCCUCUGGAACAGUGUAGCACUUGCUGUUUUUGAAUCAUCUGCACCCGAAUUCAUUUUGCUUUCCAUCCAUUGAAUUGCAUAUUCUGCAACUUUUGAAAGAUCUGAUGACAGUUUGUGCAUUAAUAGCAUCCAACAAUUUGACAAAACCCCACACAGCAUCAAGUGGGAUAACAUGCCUAUUUCCACUCUUUGUAGAGGUUUCUUUUUCUCCAUCCAUCACUUAUUCCAAUUGCAAAAACGUGAUUUUUCAUUGGUUUGUUGAGGCACACAUCCAAAGAUUGGCCUCCAGACAUUUGACUCCAGUAUAAUUACAAUAUGGGUGUUAAUUCUUCACAACUGUCUCUUAACUUUAUUGGAUGUAUGUGAUCUGAGCAUGUCCUGCACCAAAAAGCUAUUAUUUACAUAGGCUGCUAGGAUGUGUGCUCUAGCCUUAUCAAGCUAUAGCUCGACUUCAUCUGACCAUAGUCACAGACAUGCACAAGAAGUCCUGCAGAAACAUGACUUUGGCAUGAUUUACAUUUGAAGUUUAAUAUAGCCUGUAAUUUUAUUCAAUUUGCCAUUCUGAGAAUUCAAAAGUGCGUAUUGAUACAUGCUUCUCCACACCAGACCAUUGGCUGUCCCCCUUGUCAGGUGCAUUUAGCCUUAGACAUCUUCCUGCUUCCAGUUCUGCACCAGUUCUUUCACUUCACAGCUUCUGUCAUUACAGCAUGGUUGUUCGACAAGUUAGCACUUUUUUGCCAGAGGACCCAUUUCUGUUCUUCAGUCAGCAUAUGUGGUCACUGUGAGUCUUUGUGAGCAUGUUUUCAACUUAAGUGUAUGAUCUUGGUGACAUGGUCCAUGUCGACUGCUUGUUCCCCAUGUGUUAUGAGGUGAGUAAAAUGUAAUUCUGAGGUGAAAAAUAAAAGCCAACUCCUAAUGCGAGAACAACAGUUUUUAGCAGAAAAGAGGAUCAGCUUGUAUGCAAGUAUAGGCCUAAACGUGUAUUUGGCUCUGGGAAAAUGGGGUUGUCUUUACCUUGUGAUCUAUGACCCUUGAAAUUUAUUGAAUUCUUAAUAUUACAAUUGAACUGCUACAAUUGCUGCAUCAUAUCAGUUCUGUCCAGUCUUUGCUAAAAUCAACAGCAUGAUUCAAACAAUUAACACAGUGGAGAACCACCGCUUGUAUGCUAUAACCUGGAAUUUGAAACACUAGACUUCGAGUAACCAGUAGUUGCUCAGGUGCUAGAUGAGGAACAAAGAUCACCUAAGGAAUCAGCUCCUCAUUGUUUGUUCAGUCAUUUCCACAGGACAAUGUGUCUAAUCUUUGUCACUGGGGGAAUCCGGCCUCCUCUCGUGUUUUAUUAGGGCAAGUUGUAGCUGUUCUGGAUUGUCACUAAUACUAAUGCUGUCAUUGCUAAAUUAGUGCUAAUAGUUUGUUUAGUGAAAGCCCUCAUGUCUUCCAUCUGUUCUCAAAUCCUAAAAUUACAUUUAAAGACGUAGAAGAACGCAUUGGAUGACACCACAAUGUUUGCUCACCAUUUAAGUAUGACCAGGGAAUGCUGGGACCAGGAGCAAGUUGACAAGAGAGGAGGAUGACUAUAUUAGGAGUUGACAAACAAUCUUCGGUGACUGCAUGUCAAAAAAGAAUGUCAAUAUUUUUCUUGAUAUUUUAAGCUGCUCACUUAGAAUCAAGUUUACACUCCCAGCGCACUUACAUACAGCUGCUUAUCUUCUUAUGUUUUCUGAAUAGUUCCUGCAAACGUUGUAAAAUACUUGCAAAAAAAAAGGUCCAGUAACUUCAACAAAGAAGAAAAUGAGACCCCAGCUCUGCCAAUUUUAAACUCUUUGCUAAUCCUGUCAGCGACAAAUAAUCUGUCAGAUUCAGCAAACCGAGAUUAAUUUAACAAGUAAUGGAACACAUUUCAUUCUUACCUGUAUUGCAUCAGGAUAGUCUUUAUUCUUUUGUUUAUGCUCAUUUUUUCCAAUCCUUGAAGCUUACAAUGUUAAAUCAGCUUAGUUACACUAAAUAUGACCAGUGCCUGUCACAUGAAGUGAGCUUCUAUUCUCCUGAGCACUGGAUGGUUUCCCCAGUUAACACCAGCUGAUGGUGACCUACUCUCCAGUGGCAAAUCCACGGUUUUUUUUUGCAAUAUUUAUCUCAUCUUCCCACCAAUUUAAUAUGUGAGGCAACAGAUGGCUGAAUCAUGUAGAUUGACAGUGUACUGACUGUGGCACUGCUGUGCGCUCCCUAGAGUAGCGGUCAUCAUUUCUGGACAUAAGAGCCAAUACAUCCAACCUAAUAUGAGCAGGGCAUUGGAGAUUUUAUGUGCAUCAUUCAUUUGGGUCUGAUUUGAGAUUUUACCACAGACUAAGAACAGUUGCACAUGAAUUGAUACCAGUUUGAUUUUCUUUCCUAUGAAUUAAGGCAAGUGUAAAACUGAGUACUGAGUCACUUAAACCCCAUCCUUCCCGUCUGUCUGCGGUCAGACAGUAAAAUCCUCUCGUUCCUAAACUCAACUUUGUUUUUACCAAAUUGGUGUAGAAGUGUUGUCCUAUAAGAACAUAAAACAUUACAGCACAGUACAGGCCCUUCGGCCCUCGAUGUUGUGCCGACCUGUCAUACCGAUCUCAAGCCCAUCUAACCUACACUAUUCCACAUACAUCCGUAUGCUUAUCUAAUGACGACUUAAAUGUACCUAAAGUUGGUGAAUCUACUACCAUUGCAGGCAAAGCGUUCCAUUCCCUUACUACUCUGAGUAAAGAAACUACCUCUGACAUCAGUCCUAUAUCUUUCACCCCUCAAUUUAAAGCUAUGCCCCCUCAUGCUCGCCGUCACCAUCCUAGGAAAAAGGCUCUCCCUAUCCACCCUAUCUAACCCUCUGAUUAUUUUAUAUGUUUCAAUUAAGUCACCUCUCAACCACCUUCUCUCUAAUGAAAACCGCCUCAAGUCCCUCAGCCUUUCCUCGUAAGACCUUCCCUCCGAACCAGGCAACAUCCUAGUAAAUCUCCUCUGCACCCUUUCCAAAGCUUCCACAUCCUUCUUAUAAUGCGGUGACCAGAACUGAACACAAUACUCCAAGUGCGGCCGCACCAGAGUUUUGUACAGCUGCAGCAUAACCUCUUGGUUCCGGAACUUGAUCCCUGUAUUAAUAAAAGCUAAAACACUGUAUGCCUUCUUAACAGCCCUGUCAACAUGGGUGGCAACUUUCAAGGAUCUGUGUACAUGGACACCAAGAUCUCUCUGCUCAUCUACACUGCUAAGAAUCUUACCAUUAGCCCUGUACUUUGGUAGGAGUAACCAGAAGGCAAAGUGCAUCACCUCACACUUGUUUGCAUUAAGCUCCAUUUGCCACCUCUCAGCCCAGCUCUGCAGCUUAUCUAUGUCUCUCUGCAACCUACAGCAUCCUUUGUCACUAUCCACAACUCCACCGACCUUAGUGUUGUCUGCAAAUUUACUAACCCACCCUUCUACCCCCUCAUCCAGGUCAUUCAUAAAAAUGACAAACAGCAGUGGACCCAACACCGACCCUUGCGGUACACCACUAGUAACUGGUCUCCAGGAUGAACAUUUCCCAUCAACUACCACCCUCUGUUUUCUUUCAGCAAGCCAAUUUCCGAUCCAAACUGCUAUGUCUCCCACAAUUCCAUUCCUCCGCAUUUUGUACAAUAGCCUACUGUGGGGAACCUUAUUGAACGCCUUGCUGAAAUCCAUAUACACCACAUCAACCGGUUUAUUCUCAUCUACGUGUUUGGUCACCUUCUCAAAGAACUAAGGUUAGUUUUUAGCUGUCAGCAGAGAAGCAGUUCCUGCCAGGAAGAUGAGACCUUGCCUCUAUUCAAACAGGACAGCUCUGGGGCCUUUCUUGAUCAAAACUGGAUAGUGUGGCUUAUUGUACCCAGAAAUUACAAUCAGUGUCUAAUAGCUGCUAUAGGAACUGAACUACACCAUUGAACGAGGUCCUGAAUGAUUCAGCUCAGCAUAAAGGACAAAAUGGUGAUCAGGAUUGGAGCACAACUGGAAUAGGAAGUGCCACGCUUUGAAAUCGAAGCCCAGUCUCGCUGGCUGCAUGAAGUUCAGACUGGCCCUGAUAAUCUGAUAUGGCAGGUGUUAUGAGCAACAUUAUAUGGGAAUUGCAUGGGGGAGAUGAUAUGUAUACAUCUUGCUUAAAAUGUGGCUUUUUAUUGCAUAUUUGCCCAUUUGUGCUAAUAAGUUGGGAAUGCCUAUCUGUGUACUGUGCUGGUGACCUACAUCUGUGCUGUACAUUCCCUGUUCUCAGCACACAAAGUUAAUUUUUUAAAUAGAGUUUGAAUCUUAUCGUUUUUUUAAACAAGCCAGUAUUUUUGAUUGCUCAGAUGAAUUAUUACUGCCAUGGAAUCAUCCAGACUCACUCCCAUUUUAUUACACUAGAAGCUUCCUGCUACAUUCAAAUAAUUCAUGAUACGUUCUGAAAAUUGCAGUAUUUCCUGAAAAUGUCAGCCUUCCCUGAAAUUCAUUUCAAUGGAGCGUGAAGGAAUUUUUUUUAAACCAUGAAAAAUAAAUGAACUGGAAAUUCUAGUGACCCAUCAUAUGUACACCAGUGUAUCUGUUACAAUAAUUUGAUGUCUUCCUAUUUAAUGGGUAGUGAGGAAUUACCUUUGAAACUUACCAUCUGGCUCACAUUGUCCCAAGAAAGUUUAUUUUCAUGUGUUACAACAGUCAGCUGUUCAUGCAGAGUAUCUUAAAGGUAAAACAAAUUCUCAGCAAGCCCUUAAAAAUGGACAGUUCUUUUUACAAAUUGAUAUUUCAAGUGUAGUGUUUUGUCAAACUGUAUUUAGUCUGUAACUCUGUAGUCUAUUAUAGCUUUCGCUAUCAUGGGAAACUGCUAAGAAAUAAAUUGUACUUAUUAAAUA